AUGGCGGCUGCUCUGGCUGCAGAAGAAGGCAUUGCCACUGCAGCCCCCGUUCCAGGUGCGGACGGCCAUGGCGAGCCUCCCGAAGGAGAAGGGUUGGGGACCGUGGGCGAGGAGACGGACGCACUCGAGAAAGGAGCGGAGGUCUUUGGGGACAGCGAGGAAGAUGAAGAGGACGUGUUCGAGGUGGAGAAGAUCUUGGACAUGAAGACCGAGGGGGGCAAGGUCCUUUACAAAGUCCGAUGGAAAGGAUACACUUCAGAUGAUGACACCUGGGAGCCGGAGGUUCAUCUUGAGGACUGUAAAGAAGUUCUGCUUGACUUUAGGAAGAACAUGGCUGAUAAAGCUAAGCCCGCCAAGAAGGAUGUUCAGAGAUUGUCCUUCAAUAAUGACAUAUUUGAAGCAAACUCUGAUUCUGACCAGCAAAGUGAGAGUCCAGAAGAUACUCCCUCGAGGAAGAAAAAGAAAAAAUUGAGACAGAGAGAGGAGAAAACCCCAGAUGAUCUGAGAAAGAAAAAAGCGAAGGCAGGGAGAGUAAAAGACAGGUCCAAAUCAGACCUGCAGAGCGCCUUGGAAAGGGUAGUUUUUGACUUAAGGACAAAGAAAAGAGUUUCGGAAGCCAAGGAGGAACUGAAGGAAUUUAAAAAGUCCAAAAAAGAUGAUGCAAAAGAAAUUAAGGAAGUAAAGAAUGUUAAAAAGAGUGAACUCCGAGAUUUAAAGACUAAAAUGAGAGAACAUUUCAAAGAAAACAGAAAAACAAGAAAAGACAAAAGCUCUGAAUCUCAGUUAGAAUCCGAAUCAAGUGUAUUCAACGAUUCCCUUUCUCAAGAUGAUGAAAAUGAUGAUUUGCCUUCUGACCCCCAAGAAGAGAAACCAAAAAUUAAAAGUAUAAAAGAAACGCCGGGGCAGGAUCCAUUCCCUGAUGCUUUUGACAAGCUGUCCGAUGGCAAGGAGAGCACGGAUGAGGACACGGAUGUCAGGACAAAGAGGAAAAAGAAGAAACCCAGCAAGGCUGAGGAGUGUAAAGAGGGUAAAAAGCUGGAAAAUGACCUUUUCUUAGAAAGAAAGCAUGCGCAAAAGAAGCCGAGGAACCAAGGAAAAGGCAAAAGUACCCCUGAGGUGGAGAAACCGGUCCCUCCGCCUGUCCCAAUACAAAAGAGUUUAAAGCUGGGUGGGGAAGAGGGCGGCCUCAGGCCCACGGAUUCCCCUGGAAAGGAGAAAGAGACUAAAAAGAAUGAGCCCAAAGAAAAAUAUCAGAAAAGGCAUGAUUUGGACAAGGAGGAAAAGGGCAGAAAAGAGUCAAAAGGAUUAAAAAUGAGUAAGGAAAUCAGAAGUGCAUUUGAUAUAUUUCAUUUAACACCAGAAGAAAAAAAUGAUCUUACUGAGAAUGAUUGGAAAAGAGAAGAAAUACCAGUGGACUGUAAAAUCACAGACGAUCACAAAACCAAGGAAAACAGAUUAUCUAAAGAAAAGAAAACUACAAGAGAUGAAACGGACACUUGGGCAUAUAUCGCUGCAGAAGGGGACCAGGAAGGUCAGAACAACGUAUGUCAAACAGAUGAGAAUUCUGAUGGCAAACAACACAUUCUGAGUUUGGGCAUGGACUUGCAGCUGGAGUGGAUGAAACCAGAUGAUUUUCAGAAGCAUCUAGAUGGAGAAGAUGAGAAUUUCACUUCCGUCGAUGUAGUUCCAAGUAGUGUAUUGAGGGAGGCUGUGAAAAAUGGGGACUACAUUACUGUAAAGGUUGCACUUAAUUCAAGCGAAGAAUAUAACCUGGACCAAGAGGAUCCAAGUGGGCUGACUCUAGUGAUGCAUGCUGCAGCUGGAGGACAAGAUGACCUCUUGAGACUGCUUAUCAAGAAAGGAGCCAAGGUUAAUGGGAGACAGAAGAAUGGGACGACGGCUCUGAUUCACGCAGCUGAGAAGAACUUUCUGACAACAGUGGCUAUUCUUUUGGAAGCAGGAGCUUUUGUAAAUGUCCAGCAGAGCAAUGGGGAGACUGCGCUAAUGAAGGCCUGCAAAAGAGGAAACUCGGACAUCGUGCGGCUUGUGAUCGAGUGUGGGGCGGACUGUAAUAUUCUGUCCAAGCACCAGAAUAAUGCACUGUAUUUUGCUAAGCAGAGUAACAACGUGCUGGUGUAUGAUCUGCUGAAGAAUCAUUUAGAAACACUUUCGAGAGUCGCAGAAGAGACAAUAAGAGAUUACUUUGAAGCACGGCUUCUUCUACUAGAACCGGUUUUUCCAAUAGCGUGUCAUCGUCUCUGUGAAGGUCCAGAUUUUUCAACAGAAUUCAAUUACAAGCCUCCACAGAACAUACCUGAAGGCUCUGGUAUCCUACUGUUUAUUUUCCACGCAAACUUUAUUGGUAAAGAAGUCAUUGCUCGGCUCUGUGGACCAUGUAGUGUACACGCUGUAGUUUUAAACGAUAAAUUUCAACUCCCCAUUUUUCUGGAUAGUCAUUUUAUUUAUUCAUUCAGCCCUGUUGCCGGCCUCAAUAAACUCGUCUUAAGGUUAUCAGAAGCACCGUCUGCUAAGGUAAAGUUGCUAAUAGGUGCCUACAGAGUGCAGCUGCGGUGACCAAAGGAUAGGUCUUUCCAGAGCCAAUAUUACAUUCUCCCUUCAAGCACUUGGAAUUCUUCUGGCAUCUGUAAACCUCUUGCAGUUCCACACCUGUAAUCUGCUGGAGUCUGUAAGAUGGGACAUGGUUGUCCUAGUGGAUUCUAAAGUACUUAUAGAGAUGGGUUUUCUCACCCAUAUCCUACCUUCUCAGUGUUGUAGUGUCUAGACUGUGUAUUCCAGUUUUCCACAAUGUGGAAUGCUAAAUGAACUCUACUUAGGAAAUUAAAGAAGAAAUCUUUAUUAAAUUUCAGUUUCCUACUAGCCCUGGAGAAUUUUCUGGGGGGAGGGGGAGGGGAGAACAGCAACAGAAAUGAGGCAGGAGAGGAACGUAUUGUUUUUAUUUGCUUACAUCAAGGGAAGCAUAUUACAUUCAAGAUGCCUAGCACUAGGUAAGUGGAAUUGCUGCCCUUGAAUAAUGACUGGAUAUGCGGGAGCAGAGGUCCUGCGUGGGUAUAAUAUACAGUUGCUAUGGAUUGAGAGAGGAGCCUGUUGGCAGAGUGGGUUAAUGCUAGGCUGCUGCCUCAGUCACCCAGGACUUUCUAGUCCUACCAAGAGUUAGUCUUAGAAAUCCAAGGAACAGCUCCACUCUGCCCUGCAUGGCCCUCAUGAGUCGAAGUUAACGCCAUGGCAGUGAGUGUGGGUUUCCUAGAACAAAGGUUGGAAUUGACAGUAACUGCAAAUUUGAGGGGUUCUUUGCAAAGUAGCUAGAUGAUAGGUACUCUCUGAAUCUUAAGUUGUAAACCAGGGCACUAGCCCUGAAGGAGAAAUUUACUAUAAACUUUCGUCCGUACUCUUGGGAUCCACCAAGCCGUUAUUUUGAAUAUUGGGAAAAGCCUAAAUCCCGCCUGUGCCUUAGAGCCCUGGCUGCUGCAUCAGAGCGCACCGUGUGCUUCUGUGGGUGGUCACUCCAUCAGUGGAUGGUGUGCAGGUCUGAGCUCUUAGGUCCUUCCAAGACAGAUUUUCCAACACAAAUCAAGCCAGCUUGUACAAAUAGUAACUGUCACCUGAUAUUAGACAUUUCACAGCCAAGUUUAUAUCCUAACACUGCCUUUUUUCAUUUUCUCAAUAAAAUACAACGUUGGCCUCUUUCA
Messenger RNA from Echinops telfairi (small Madagascar hedgehog), 3707 nucleotides. RefSeq names its product M-phase phosphoprotein 8 (gene MPHOSPH8). Gene Ontology annotation, molecular function: protein binding. NCBI's taxonomy places the organism in Eukaryota, Metazoa, Chordata, Mammalia, Afrosoricida, Tenrecidae. The transcript has 14 exons. Bases 1 to 2574 code for a protein of 857 amino acids. The record is from RefSeq and is a predicted model, not a curated record. Gene Ontology annotation, cellular component: cytoplasm; nucleus.